AUGUGGAGGGCUAUACUUGAGUGCCAUCAUGCUCAAUUCAUUACAAUUUCUUUGGCAUAUCAUUCAAGAAGCUCAACAAGAACCAUAGAAGCCGAUGCUCACAGAGAGAUCCUAGCGCAACUUCUAGAAGAAUUCAAGUGCUUUGGCCUAAGCUUCGAUAAUUGGAUUAACAGCCAUACCUCAUACGUCGAAUCUCUCAAUGGAUGGCUGCAAAACUGCGUAUUACAGCCCAGUGAUCGUUCCAAGAAUAGAAGGCGGCCGCUCUCCCCUCUCCGUGUUCUUGCCCCUCUGAUAUUUGUUCUCUGCCGUGAUUGGUCUUCAGGGAUCAAGGCAUUGCCGGCCGAGGAUCUAAGCCGCACAAUCAAAGUCUUUGUAUCCGAGCUGUGCCGUGUCAUGAAGCAACAAGAAGAUAAAGAACUACAAGAGAAACAGAAUUUAAGUGGUGAAUUAAACAAUGAGAAAAGAAAGAGCAAACAUAAUACUAUUGAGGAUACUAGUGAAGAUGACUAUGCAUAUUUGUGUUGUAUACAUGAGAGCCUAACCAAGGUUCUUAGUCAAAUGACUAAUUUUUCCGAGGCAUCACUGAAGAUGUGUGAAGAUGUUGAGCAAAAGAGGCAGGUAGCUCAAGCUGCUUAUCAUAAUUGCAAAUCUGUUAGGACUGGAAAAUUUUAA
Arachis stenosperma is the source of this 672-nucleotide messenger RNA. RefSeq lists its product as uncharacterized. The transcript has a single exon. Lineage: Eukaryota; Viridiplantae; Streptophyta; Magnoliopsida; Fabales; Fabaceae. The record is from RefSeq and is a predicted model, not a curated record. The coding region runs from base 1 to 672 and encodes 223 amino acids.